Messenger RNA from Macrosiphum euphorbiae (potato aphid), 285 nucleotides. Lineage: Eukaryota; Metazoa; Arthropoda; Insecta; Hemiptera; Aphididae. The record is from the annotation of a GenBank genome assembly.
AUGGCUACUGAGAUUAUAAUCCAAGAACCCCACUCCAAAUUCAUCAUCCUCAGCGACUCACUAAGUUCGAUAAAAAGUUUACAAAACCAAUUAAACCCCUGCAACAUUGCAUCUAAAAUCCAGAACAAUCUCAACAAAGCUUCCUUUUUGGGUAAAGAAAUCAUCAUCAUGUGGAUACCUGGCCACUCAGGAAUAAGAGGCAAUGAAAUAGCAGAUAAACAAGCAUCCAUAGCCAUUAACAACAAUGAAACAUUGCUAAAAAACCAAAUGUCAUAUGCUGACUGA